Molecule: messenger RNA, 2622 nt
Organism: Puntigrus tetrazona (Sumatra barb)
Lineage: Eukaryota; Metazoa; Chordata; Actinopteri; Cypriniformes; Cyprinidae
Gene: dnajb6b
Product: DnaJ heat shock protein family (Hsp40) member B6b
Exons: 11
Coding region: 346-1299 (317 amino acids)
Biological process (GO): protein refolding; positive regulation of proteasomal ubiquitin-dependent protein catabolic process
Cellular component (GO): endoplasmic reticulum membrane; cytosol
Molecular function (GO): Hsp70 protein binding; ATPase activator activity
Source: RefSeq, a predicted model, not a curated record
GAAACUGCACUAGACUCACGUCGCUUUAUAGAGGUCGGCGGAGUGUGGGAGAGCAGUAGCGACAUCCCAAUCCCGACGAGAGUCAUCUGCUCAUCCCUGUCCGUCACACAGGGGGCUUGUUCUGACCUCCCGAGCUCGUUUUAUAAACGGACAGGCUUCGGACUAAACGGAGGGAGUGCUUCGGGGGUAGUGUUACAAAUAAAGAAAGUCGAGCUCAUCUUUGGGACGCACGGCGGGGGUCCGAAUAAAGCAGCGGGAUAAGGACGCUUGUCUCCGUUACCUAAGAUCGGGCCACUGGUGAAAAUUUAUCCUCAUCCAGAGGAGUGGAAACCUAAAACCUGAGACAUGGGGGAUUAUUACGAGAUCCUGGGUGUGACGAAAAAUGCAUCCCAUGACGAUAUAAAGAAAGCGUACAAAAAAAAAGCACUGAAGUGGCAUCCAGACAAAAACCCAAACAACAAAGAACAGGCAGAAAAAAUGUUCAAAGAGAUCUCAGAGGCAUAUGAAGUCUUGUCAGAUGAAAACAAACGGAGACAGUAUGAUAAAUACGGUAAAGAAGGCCUAUCUCACAGAGGCCAUUAUGAUGAGGAUUUCAUGGGCGGAUUCACAUUCAGAAAUCCAGAUGAUGUCUUCAGGGAAUUCUUUGGAGGCCGAGAUCCAUUUGCAGAUUUUGCAGAUUUUUUUGCUGAUGACCCCUUCGAUGAUUUCUUCGGUGGGAGGCGUCACAGGGGUGUGAGCAGGAGCAGGACGACGGGUUCGUUCUUCCCUGGGUUUUCUCCAUUUGCUUCCCCCUUCUCUGGGUUUAAUGCAGGUUUCACCCCUUUCGGCCCAAUGGGUGGGGGUGGCUUCACCUCAUUUUCUUCCUCCUCAAUUGGGGGUGGUGGAGGUGGUGGAAUGGGAAACUUCCGCUCUGUCUCUACAUCCACCAAAUUCAUCAACGGAAAGAGGAUCACCACCAAACGUAUUGUAGAGAACGGUCAAGAGAGGGUGGAGGUAGAGGAGGACGGUCAGCUCAAAUCUAUCACAGUCAAUGGUAUUUCUGAAGACAAUGCAUUGGAGGAAAGGCGCAGACAGAAUGCCCUCACUGGUGCUACCCCACACAACCGUUACCUUCGAAAUGUGGCCCAGAACCCUUCAGAGGAGGAAGAGGAGGAGGAGGAGGAGGACAGAGGCUUGCAGAAUCUGGGACUUGCCAGAGGGAUCUUUGACACCAGGAGAAAGAAACUAUUGCUAAAGGAAUCGGACACCAAAAAGAAGCGGAUCACAAGAAUGGCUCCUCGGAUUGGGGUGUGGUUCUAACUAUAUUUGCUAUAUAUAUAUAUAUAUAUAUAUUUUUCUAGUGUCGUCAAAGUCAGUCACCCACUACAAAGUCACAGUCGCAUCAGUUCAUUGUAACUAUUUUCUCCGUUUUAUUCUUUUACCGUCUUCUGUAUUUAUUUUGGAUGUAGGAUGAAGUUACAAACAAAUUGCAUUUAACCAAUCAUAUGAUUUAAUCAUCUGGUGAUCCAUCACCAUGCAUGUAAUGCGAAUGAUCUUUCAAUAUACUGAUUUAAUGUGUGAAAAGCAAUCAAACUUUCUUUUGUAUUUACUUUACUCAAGGUUUUUAAGCAUAUUGUAAGACAUUCCCCUGCACUGCUGUGGUAUUGUAAACAGGCAGUUCGAAAGACAGCCUAAACACAUCGCUCAUGCUAUAAUCGAACCCAAUUGAAACACGUUUAUUCAUUUUUAAAACACCAAACAGAUCUCUUCUUUAAUUUGUUAAAUUAUAUUUAGGCUACUCACACAUCUCAUUAUAUGUUUUAAUUAAAAACAUAAAAGUGAGGCAUUGUUACAUUUUGUACAUUUAAUAUUAAAUGAUGGAGCACAAACAAAGGAUUGGCGCGAUAUGUAGAAGAUGCUUAUAAGCAUCACUAUGGAGGUGACAAAUAAGAGACAGGUUGAGGAAGAAGCACAGAACCGGCUAGACUGGUGCACCAAGAAUGGAAAGAGAGGAAGACAAGGAGAAAAAGAAGGAAAAGAGAUUUUUAAAUUAUUCAUUCACCAAUGUGAAAGAACACGUUUUCACCGGUCUGACUUUUGAUCCAGUCUUAAGCACUGUAUCAAUAUUUCAGAAAACCUGCAGAUAUGGUAUGUCCUUUCAGAACUGGCAGCAUGGCUUUCAUUUUAAUCCGACUACUGCAUGUAUGUGUUUAGUUUAGUUCAAAAUCAUAGUUCGUAUAUUAAAAUAGGAACAACACCGACACUUUUUUAGUAAUGCACAUUAAAAAGUUUCUACUCUGAUGUGUUAUGUAGUCCAUUUUUGCUGAUGUUUUAUGAAUAUGUAUUAUUUCUUAAUACAAAUUUAUGCUGUUAAUUGGUAGUGGUGUGAACUGAGGCAGUUUUAAUCAAGUACUGUUAUUUUCAAAGCCAUGGAUGUUUGUUCAUGCUGUACAGCAAUAACAUAUAAAUCUUGUUAUUGGGGAAACACAAAAAAAUUUAACUAUACUAGAAAAUGGCUUGUUUACUUACAGCUGUGAAGGUUUUUCUUUGUAAUAUUGACAAAAAGGCUUAUUUCUGAAGCGUGUAUGUCUAGUUAUUUCUGCCUUUUUUUUAAACUUACAUCAAUAAAGCCUGAAAGCUGCA